UUCUUGACAUUUGGCGGUUUGGAUUUGUGUUUUCGGCAUUCUUUUUGCAAACAACAAUCAGCCGCUUGCAUUUUUUCACUACUCUAAUUUUUAUAAAUUUAUUUAAUUAAAUUAACAAUCAUGGUUGAACCAAAAGUAGCAGCUAAAAACAAAAAAGAAGAAAGAUCCUUCCCAUUGAGUAGAGUUCGAACAAUAAUGAAGAGUUCAGUGGACACAGGAAACAUUUCCAAUGAUGUUUUAUUUGUUGUUGAAAAGUCUGCUGAAAUGUUUAUACAAAAAUUGGCUAAAAAUGCUUAUAAAAACUGCAAACAAGGUCACACUUUACAAUACGAACAUUUGUCGUCCUACGUAACAAAAGAUGAUUCUCUUGAAUUCCUUUUACAAAUUGUUCCAGAAAAGAUCACAGUUAAAGAAUUCAAAGAGAUUAUUGCUGAAGAAAAAGAAAGUGAUGAAUCUUCGUCAGAAAGUGACGAUGAACCACAACAGCCUGCAGCGAAGAAAAAGACUCCAAGUAAGAAGCAGUAGAACGACUUAUAUUUUGUUUAGCUUCAACAUCGUUUAGGAUAGGAUUUUUUUUUUAAUAAAAAUAAAAUGAAACAAUUUA
This is a messenger RNA of Episyrphus balteatus (marmalade hoverfly), 604 nucleotides long. RefSeq names its product chromatin accessibility complex 16kD protein (gene Chrac-16). Gene Ontology annotation, molecular function: protein heterodimerization activity. Gene Ontology annotation, cellular component: nucleus; CHRAC. NCBI's taxonomy places the organism in Eukaryota, Metazoa, Arthropoda, Insecta, Diptera, Syrphidae. The transcript has 2 exons. The coding region runs from base 121 to 525 and encodes 134 amino acids. The record is from RefSeq and is a predicted model, not a curated record.